This is a messenger RNA of Daphnia carinata, 544 nucleotides long. RefSeq lists its product as uncharacterized. The record is from RefSeq and is a predicted model, not a curated record. The coding region runs from base 92 to 529 and encodes 145 amino acids. The transcript is spliced from 3 exons. Lineage: Eukaryota; Metazoa; Arthropoda; Branchiopoda; Diplostraca; Daphniidae.
AGUAAGACGUGCCAACUUAGAGAACCAGUGGAAUCGUCACGUCUAAAAGCUAUUACCAACAUUUCUUCCUGUUUAAACCUUGCUUUUUAAAAUGGUUUUGAUUUCCAAAAUCUACGUUUCUUUGCUUAUCGCUCUAUUAACAAAUUACGCUAACGGAUUAAAGUGCCACUUUUGCACAUCAAGCAAUAGCAUAUACAAUGAAAACUGUCAAUAUGGCACAAAUACUCUUCCAUCUGGUGACUGCCCUGCUGAGUUUACAUCAUGUGUUACAAGAUACGCCGAAGAUGCAACUGGUGAUGUCCACAUCCUGCGAGACUGUAGCAGAAGAAAUUAUCUGGCGCCUUGGAACUACCCGAUUGAAAUGACCACAUACUGUGAUUUUGAUAAGUGCAAUGUUGGUUAUGUGGGAGAAUCGGGGUCCACAACUACUAGUAGAACUACUACUACCACUAGUAAUUCUGCAAUUGGUGGACAAAAUACGAUACCCAUUUGGAUUUUGGUUAUUGCAACUGCACUUCGAUAUAUCUGAGUGCUAAAAAAAUCG